This is a messenger RNA of Mercenaria mercenaria, 2549 nucleotides long. RefSeq lists its product as uncharacterized. Lineage: Eukaryota; Metazoa; Mollusca; Bivalvia; Venerida; Veneridae. The coding region runs from base 716 to 1798 and encodes 360 amino acids. The transcript is spliced from 3 exons. The record is from RefSeq and is a predicted model, not a curated record.
GUCUUAAACUAGUUGGGUUAAACUUUGUACUUUCGAAAACGAAACAAGAAGUUAAACUAAAUUUGUUAUUAAGUGUAAUAAUAAAGAUAUUAGGAUAUUUACGAAAUGGCUGAAGAACGUGGCUUCACAUCAAUCAGGGACGGUUCAGAUGCUGAUUUCGAAAUUGUCUGUACGCCUUGUGGGGAAGAUAAUAUCAGAGAAGAAGCUGUCAAAUUUUGUGCAGAAUGCAACCAGUAUCUAUGUACAACAUGUGCCAGGUAUCACAGAAGAAUAGCGGCUUCAAAAUCUCACAAGCUUCUGGAUACAGAUGAUGCCAAAAACACAGCAGUAGCUGCCGUAGUAACGAAAUGUCGGUACCAUCCGGAUAGAGACAUUGGGAUGUACUGUGGAACACAUGACAUGGUCUAUUGUCUAAAGUGUAUAGCUACGGAGCAUAGGGCUUGUGAGAGUGUUAAGAACAUAGAAGACGUAACGACAACUUUUGUACAACAAAAUGAAAUACAAGGUUUACAAGAUGAAACUAAAGCUGUUCGCGAUCAGUUAAUAGCUGCAAACAAGAAGAAACAAAACAAUGUCGGUACCUUUGAAGAGCAAAGAAGCGAAAUACUACGCAAUAUUCAGGAUAUCGAAAGAAAUAUAAUAGAACAUAUAGGGGAAAUUAAAAAGAGAAGCAGUUGAGAGUUUGAACAAAAGGUAUUCUGAAAUAAAUAGCGGAAUGGAAGCAGAAAUCACAUUGACGGCCAAUACAAUAACAGAAGUCGACAAAUCAACAAGUAUGUUGCAAAGUGUUAGCAAAAUGGAUGUUAGGCAACAGUUUGUUCAAAUAAAACUGAUACAAAGGACUGUAAAAGAUGCUAAGAAAUUGUUUGAAGAAAGUGAGUCACAGGGUACUAGGGUUGCUCGUUUUAUUGAAAAUGCAGAUUUGAAAACCGUUAUAAUGACUGCCACAGAUUUAGGACGAUUGGAGACAAUGAAUAAACAUAAGAAGCUGCCUUCUCCAAAACAAUACAAAUUGAAAUCGAAGAGAGAGAUUCAUGUCAGAAUGCAAAAUGAUGUUGAGAGAUGUUAUAUAUCUGAUACAUGCCAGCUUCAUGAUGGUACGAUCAUACUCACCGACUUCUACAACAAAAGGGUAAAAUGGUUAGACACGAAUUAUAACGUAAAGUGCCACUGUGAUCUAAAUAACUAUCCUAGUGACAUCUGCUGUACUACCCAGAGUGAAGUUGCUGUGAAAAUGCACGACAACAAAGUUCAUUUUAUAUCGGUUGAUGGUUCGAUAUCGGUACUGAGAGAUAUAUCGAUAGAAGGUGGAGAUAACUGGGGAAUGGUGUAUAUUGCUGGAGAUUUGUGGGUAUCUACCGGAAGUGGUAUCGACGUGUACAAUAGAUCAGGUACACUUCUGAAGUCUAUCAAAAAUAACGUAAAAGGUCAGAGAAUAUUUAAAUCUUCUCCUCAGCAUAUGGCUGUUAGUGGAGAAAAUGUUAUUGUAGCAGAUAACAGUGAUGGGGCUGUGUGUUUAGGAAGAGAUGGAACAGUGAAAAGUGAACUGCGGGAUGGCAGGCUGAACGGCUCUCAAGGUGUGUGUGUAUCUAGUGAUGGCACCGUGUUUUUAUCUGGACGUAGAUCCCACAAUCUUGUGAUGUUUAGUGGUGAUGGAAAUUGUAAAGGGGAGCUGCUAACGCAAGAAAUGGGGCUAACAUAUCCUGGUUCGCUCUACUACGACAACAAAAGAAAUUGCCUAAUUCUAACAUGUCAUAAAAGGUGUGAUAGUAUUUACAUACUUGAAAUGUGCGAUUGAUUUGAAGAAAUACAGACAGAUACUCUAAAAACCUUGGGACAACAAGAUAUGUCGAUCAAUUGCAUGCAUUUUUCAAGACCUUGCAAAUUCGUAUUUUAAUUGAAUUACAUGUAUAUACUAUAUCUCUUUCCUAGUCUGAUUAUUUAGAUUUCCACAAAAAUCGUUUUAUAAAUAGUAAUUUAAAAUUAGAAUGUCUUUGUGAACUGGCAAAUGUCUUUGACGGGUUGCAUUCUCAAAGUGAUUUAUAAUCUUAACAAUUAAAGAAUGCAAUAGUUCUUAUCACAUACUAGAGUUUAGAAGUUUGACGAAAUACAUUUAUGUUUUAAAUGUGAAACUUUGAAAAUCGUGGAUCAUAGAAAAUCUUGACAAUUUUAGAAAACUUCCAUUGCAAAACUAUAUUCGUUCUUUAAAGUUGCAAGCUAUUGGUGCCCUACAUCAUUCAUAAGUAGUAAUUGGUCCAGGUGUAUUAUAAAACUAACUGAAGUAAUUGUGUUAAUGAAGCAAAUAUUAGUCACAGGAAUAAAAGCGUAUAUCGCACACCGGUAUCGGUACUUUAUAGAGGAUAUUACAUGAGUGGCUUUUCAUAUUGAAUUAUUAAGCUAGUUGAAUGAAAUAAUAAAACGCGAGGCUCUGCCGAGCAUUUUAUCAAUUUUAUUCAACGAGUUUAAUAAAUUCAAUGUAGAAAGACACAAAUGUAUUAUUAAAUUAUUUUUAUUACAUGUAAGCUUUUCCUGCUGAAACGUAACACAAA